UUGGAAACUUCAAGUUCAAGAGCAGCGAAAAUCCGUCUUUGACCGUCAUGUUGUCCUCAGCUAAUUGGGAACCAAAUUCAAGGCUAACAAGGAAAUGAUGGACAAUAGGAGCUACUCUAAUCUGCCAGAAAAACUGCCUGUCUUCUCUGACUCUGCCCACCUGCCACUGACCAGGUCCUUCUAUCUGGACCCCAUGGUCACUUUCCACCUGUACCCUGAGGCCCCGGUGCCAUCCCCUUACUCUGAAGACCUGCCAUUGCUGCCUUUUCCCAGUGAUUCCCUGAUCGUGGAAAAUUACGGUGAACCCUGCCCCUUCUCCUUCCCAAUGCCUUAUCCAAAUUACAGAAGGUGCGACUACUCCUACGGGCCAGCCUUUAUCCGGAAAAGAAAUGAGCGGGAAAGGCAGCGGGUGAAAUGUGUCAACGAAGGCUAUGCCCAGCUCCGACAUCAUCUGCCUGAAGAAUACUUGGAAAAGCGACUCAGCAAAGUGGAAACCCUCAGAGCUGCAAUCAAAUACAUUAAUUACCUGCAGUCCCUGCUGUACCCUGAUAAGGCUGAGACCAAGAAUAACCCUGGGAAAGGUCCCUCCCUAAUGGCAACCACCAGCCACCACACUGACCCCAUUUUUAGAAUCAUUUGAUUCAGCGUUUCCAAAUAGAAACAAAUAAUAUCACAAAAUGGGGUCUCUUACAGCAUCACGCAAUAGAUUUUCCUAAAUGUAAUUUCUGUGUAGGCAGUGAAUAGCUUGAAUGCUAACCUAUGUUGGAUGUUUCUUACCUGGGUUUCAGAUGCACUAAACAUGAUCUUAUGUAGAUUGAGAAGAUGCUUCUUAAGGUUUGAUGAUUUCUUUCAAGAACUUUAGGGGAGCAGGAGGCCCCAGGAUUCUCUAUACCUCUCACCUUGCUCUUCUCACACAGUUGGCCAGAGUCUCAGCUGUGAGAAACUCUCACAAAAGUAUUGUAAAGUAUAACUAAUGAUUACUGAAUGCUUGUAAAUGCACUUUGCAGAUGCCUCAUGCUGAGCAACCACAAUGAACUCUGUUGAUCUGACAAAAUUUAGUGGUUUUUAUUAUUUGGGGUUAAUAAGAAAUCUAUACCUUACCCAUGUCAUGAUGGGAAAAUGUCUCAGAGCUGAAGCAAAAGUAGUUAAACCUUUGUUGUCAUUUGAAAUUAUUUCGUUUAUCUUUUUCCUGCACGCAGAAGACUUCCUUGGGCAGCGUAGCAUAGAAGUUAAGAGGGC
Molecule: messenger RNA, 1239 nt
Organism: Hipposideros armiger (great roundleaf bat)
Lineage: Eukaryota; Metazoa; Chordata; Mammalia; Chiroptera; Hipposideridae
Gene: ASCL3
Product: achaete-scute family bHLH transcription factor 3
Exons: 2
Coding region: 95-640 (181 amino acids)
Biological process (GO): developmental process; regulation of transcription by RNA polymerase II
Molecular function (GO): protein dimerization activity; DNA-binding transcription factor activity, RNA polymerase II-specific; RNA polymerase II transcription regulatory region sequence-specific DNA binding
Source: RefSeq, a predicted model, not a curated record